AUGCGGGACAGAAAACAAGACUUAUGUCGGCCGAUGGUGGCUGGGUUCCUCCGUGCAUGUGUUGUGGCCGAGCCCUGCGUGAUAAAAUCGGUCAACUGCGAGGGCUCUACAAGUCUUACCGAUCCGAUCGAUCUGCAAGAUUUCAGUGUUACUGAAAGCACAUAUGCGAACCUCGUGUUUUCCGGAAACGUCCGUAGAGACAUUGAAGAUCGGAAUCUCGGCUUCAGCAUCCGACACCCAGUGAGGGUUGGAUUUCUGACAACUGCGCCUCUCAAAUCCGACGUAGUGAUCAUAGAACUGUGUCUGCCAGUUCCCCACAUGGCAAGCCCUGGGCAAUUCCGCUUGCUUGGGGAUUCCUCAUUGCAAGAUGAGCACAAGUCGAUCCAGGCAUUAAAACAGCUACAAAAUGACAGCUACAAAAAUGGGUAUACGCGCCGGAAGAGUGAGGCUAGACAAAUUGCUUUGGGGACUAGAAGUUGUUUCCAGGUCUGA
Molecule: messenger RNA, 492 nt
Organism: Colletotrichum godetiae
Lineage: Eukaryota; Fungi; Ascomycota; Sordariomycetes; Glomerellales; Glomerellaceae
Exons: 1
Coding region: 1-492 (163 amino acids)
Source: RefSeq, a predicted model, not a curated record